ACUGUGCCGGGUACUUCCCUUGGUGAGUUCACUAGACAAAGCCUCCGCCUGGGAAGCGUCAUCUAGUGUCCCCAGUGCAGCGUGGAGGCGGCGGGAUGCAGAUUCGGCUACACAGCGCGAGGCUGGUUCGAACUGGGGCAGAGUUCGAACCUCUGGAGAGUUUGUGAGGAGGUGUGUGAGGGUUUGUGCAGGAGGUGGAGACUUGACAGGCAUCACCUAUACCCAACCUCCUCAGAGUGCGUUCCGAGGAGGCAGAGGUGACGCCCUCGGCUCCUAGACCAUUUCCUUGGACUCCUGUGGCACAGGCUUGUCUGUGUGACACUCUGCUGUGGCCCACCUGGAUCUUCAGUCUGUGGGCCCCCCUGUGCUACACUGUUAAACUGGAAGCCAUCCACCCUCACCAUCAGCAGCCAGGUACUGGGAACCAUUCUCCACUGGUGUCUUCAUUCUGGAAUGAUGAUGACCGCCUCACCCGAAGCUUGUCUUUAAGGAAUCAUCUGUGUUAGGCUUCAUGCACAGACUCAAGAGGCCAGAGCUGGAUGCCAGGGACUUGACUUCUCUUAGCCCCUUGUACCGUGGAGCCAAUAGACUUUGCUGAGUGUGAUCUGGAGGAGUGGCUGAAGGGCUCUCAGAACCUUGUCCUGACAGCGGGCAAACGGAAAGUGCGUCCUUGUGUAGAGUCCCAGGAAGGGCAGGCGGUCCUUGCUGGUCUUCAGCUUCUCUGCAGUUACCAGCUAGGGGCUCCCCCAGUCCUUCCAUAAGAUGAGGUUCCCUGCUCCCAUUGCUUCCUCCUCUGGGUGAAGUCAGCAGUUCUGGGGGUCUGUCUGUCCCCCUGCUUCAGUCACAGCAGUCCUUCCUUUGACUCAAGUGUGUGUUGUUUCAGAUUGCACAACCGAGGAGGGGACGUUCUACCCCAAGGAGCACAUUUCUGAAGAUAUCUGGAAUCACAGGCAGAAAUACCAACACCCGUCCGCUGGUGAUGUUUCCCCGGCCCCUAAGUUUGGAGGGCUCUGUGAUGAACUAUUAGAAACUGACUGCAAUGUCUCUGAAGCUGACAGCCUGCUCCAGCCCCUCUACUGGUAGGGAGACCUCACACCAGGGACCAUGUUCCUGAAGAGACCCUUAGGGGAGAAACGUCUGCUUUGCGAUGGUUUUGACACAAGCUUCAGCUUGAGCCCAUGUCCACUAGUGUGUCAGGGAAUCUCUUCAGAAGAGAGGCCACGCCCACAUGACACUUCAAGAACUCUCAGUACAAUAGGGGGCUAACUGGCAGGAGAGCCUUCCUACAAUUGAAAUCCCAUUCAUAUGUACUGAGUGUGGGAAGGCAUUCAGAGGAACCCUUGACCUCGAUCAGCAUCAGAGAGCCAACUCGGGAGAGCCAUCUUUAAUGUGUUCUGAAUGUGGAAAGGCCUUUAGCCAAAACUCUGGCCUUAAAAGCCACUGUCAACCUUGCCUCCCUGGGAAAGCCUACCAGUGUGGCAAGUGUACAGAAGUCUUUGUGAGGCACACAGAUUUUGAUAGGCAUCAGGUUCAGCACCACAAUGAAUAAUAUGUGUGUAACGAAUGUGGAAAAGCCUUCAGCCAGAACUUAAGCCUUCAAAACCACCAAAAGUCUCAUGUGAUGGAGAAACCUUAUGAGUGCAAUGAGUGUGACAAGGCUUUUGGGCGGAGCUCGAGCCUCAUCCAACAUCGAAGAAUCCAUUCUGAAGAAAAACCAUACGUAUGCAGCUGGUAUGGGAGAGCCUUCAGACGGAGCUCAAACCUCCUCAAACACCACAGGAUUCACACAAGUGAAUCCUUUUGAGUGCAGCAAGUGUGGUAAAGCCUUCAGCCAGAGUGCACACCUCAGGAAGCAUCAGAGGGUUCACACCGGAGAGAAAUCUUACGAGUGUAAAGAGUGCGGCAAGUCCUUCAGACGCACCUCACACCUCAUUAAGCAUCACCGGGUUCAUACAGGAGAGAAACCUUACUCGUGCAGUGACUGUGGAAAAGCAUUUAGCCAGAGUUCUAGCCUUAUUCAGCACCGGAGAAUUCACACUGGUGAGAAGCCUCACGUGUGCAAUGUGUGUGGGAAAGCCUUCAGUUACAGUUCUGUGCUCAGGAAGCACCAAAUAAUUCACACCGGAGAGAAGCCGUAUGGGUGUGGUGUCUGUGGGAAAGCCUUCAGCCACAGCUCAGCCCUCAUCCAGCAUCAGGGUGUGCACACUGGAGACAAGCCCUACGAGUGCCACGAAUGUGGGAAGACCUUCAGUCGAAGCUCUAACCUCAUCCUGCACCAUCGAGUCCACACCGGGGAAAAACCUUAUGAAUGUACGGAAUGUGGAAAAACCUUCAGCCAGAGCUCAACCCUCAUUCAGCACCAGAGGAUUCAUAACGGACUGAAACCUCAUGAAUGUAACCAGUGUGGCAAAGCCUUCAACAGAAGUUCAAAUCUCAUUCAUCACCAGAAAGUACACACUGGGGAGAGGCCCUACACGUGUGUUGAAUGUGGCAAAGGCUUCAGCCAGAGCUCACAUCUCAUUCAACACCAGAUAAUCCACACUAGAGAGAGGCCCUAUCAGUGCAGCGAGUGUGGCCGAGCCUUCGGUCAGCGCUCGGUCCUUACCCAGCACCAGAGGACUCACACUGGAGUGAAGCCCCACGCCUGCUCGGCGUGUGGGAAGACUUUCAGCCAGCCGUCCAAGUUGGCUAAACACGAGCUGACUCAUAAGGAGCAGCCUGGAGACGGGGAGGGGUGAAGCUCCGACCGUUCCUCUGUUCUUCUGACCCUGCUUUCAGCCGCCCGCUCCCCAGCUGUGUGGCCAGUUCACUGAUUACUGUGUCCAGCUGUCACAGACCUGGGGCCUCCCUUGGAUCACCCUUCAGGGCUCCCCUGCUGUUGUGGCCACCUCGUGUGGCCUCUCGUCUGCAUUUUGUUGUUCUUAUGGUUUGGAAACAGACUUGUGUUAGUCAGAAGGAAAAGAUGACGAAGGCUUCAUGAUCGGAGUUUAUUAUCGUAAUCAAAGGAUGUGAAAAUUGGUGAUGCGACCUUUGUGACGGGAAA
This is a messenger RNA of Rattus rattus (black rat), 3043 nucleotides long. RefSeq names its product zinc finger protein 16-like. The transcript is spliced from 3 exons. The coding region runs from base 1635 to 2738 and encodes 367 amino acids. The record is from RefSeq and is a predicted model, not a curated record. NCBI's taxonomy places the organism in Eukaryota, Metazoa, Chordata, Mammalia, Rodentia, Muridae.